Messenger RNA from Corvus hawaiiensis (hawaiian crow), 662 nucleotides. RefSeq names its product mitochondrial fission process 1 (gene MTFP1). The coding region runs from base 55 to 534 and encodes 159 amino acids. Gene Ontology annotation, biological process: mitochondrial fission. The transcript has 4 exons. Lineage: Eukaryota; Metazoa; Chordata; Aves; Passeriformes; Corvidae. The record is from RefSeq and is a predicted model, not a curated record. Gene Ontology annotation, cellular component: mitochondrion.
UUUGAUGACGUAGGGAGGUGGGCGGGGCAUGCUGCGGGAGCGGUGGCGCGCGCCAUGGGGCAGGAGGAGCCCGACCUUUACCGGGACACGUGGGUCCGAUACCUGGGUUAUGCCAACGAGGUGGGCGAGUCCUUCCGCCCACUGGUGCCAGUGCCGGUGGUGUGGGCCAGCUACGGUGUGGCCACCGCCUACGUGACCGCCGACGCCAUUGACAAGGGUCGGAAAGCCGCCGCUGCCCACGCACAGGACCCUACACGGGUGGGGGUGGCCGUGGUGGACACCUUCGUGUGGCAGAGCCUGGCCUCGGUGGCCAUCCCUGGCUUCACCAUCAACCGGCUCUGCGCCGCCUCGCUGGCCCUGCUGGGGUCCCUCACCCGCUGGCCCCUGCCGGUGCGCCGCUGGACCACCACUGCCCUGGGGCUGGCUGCCAUCCCCCUCAUCAUCACCCCCAUCGACAGGACUGUGGAUUUCCUGAUGGAUUCCAGCCUCCGCAAGCUUUAUGGGACACCAGGAGAGCCCCCAACGUCCCACUGAGCACCUGGCACGCUCUGGGGAAACUGAAGCAUGCUGCUGUGACCCACCUACUGUGACCCCUCACUCUGGUGACCCCCAGAGUGGCCACCCUGCCCCACACUGGUCCUAAUAAACCAUUUCAAACAUGA